Molecule: messenger RNA, 5044 nt
Organism: Sciurus carolinensis (gray squirrel)
Lineage: Eukaryota; Metazoa; Chordata; Mammalia; Rodentia; Sciuridae
Gene: Mtx3
Product: metaxin 3
Exons: 9
Coding region: 15-953 (312 amino acids)
Biological process (GO): mitochondrion organization
Cellular component (GO): SAM complex
Source: RefSeq, a predicted model, not a curated record
UCGGCCCGGGCAAGAUGGCGGCCCCCUUGGAGCUCAGUUGCUGGGGAGGCGGCUGGGGGCUCCCAUCCAUCCACAGCGAGUCCCUGGUGGUGAUGGCUUAUGCCAAAUUUUCUGGUGCACCCUUGAAAGUCAGUUUCAUAGAUAACACCUGGAGAGGUUCAAGAGGUGAUGUACCAAUUUUGACAACUGAAGACAACACUGUUUCUCAGCCCGCAAAAAUACUAAACUUUUUAAGAAAACAGAAAUAUAAUGCUGAUUAUGAACUCUCAGCAAAGCAAGGGGCAGAUACACUGGCUUACAUUGCUCUCCUUGAAGAGAAGCUACUCCCUGCUGUGCUUCACACAUUCUGGGUUGAGAGUGACAAUUACUUUACUGUAACAAAGCCAUGGUUUGCUUCACGAAUUCCUUUCCCCUUGAGUUUGAUUCUGCCUGGAAGGAUGUCCAGGGGGGCACUGAAUAGAAUUCUCCUAACCAGAGGAGAGCCUCCCCUCUACCGUGUGCAAGAAGUGGAAGCUCAGAUAUACAGAGAUGCCAAGGAGUGCCUAAAUCUUCUGUCAAACAGAUUGGGAACAUCUCAGUUUUUCUUUGGAGAUACGCCUUCUACCUUGGAUGCUUAUGUGUUUGGUUUUCUUGCACCUCUUUACAAAGUACAGUUUCCUAAAGUCCAGUUACAAGAACAUCUGAAACAGCUCUCCAACCUGUGUCGCUUUUGUGAUGAUAUUCUAGACAGCUACUUUAGGCUUAGUCUUGGAGGCAUCUCUCCAGCUGGACAAGAAACGGUAGAUGCAAAUCUACAGAAACUCACACAACUUGUAAAUAAGGAAUCCAAUUUGAUUGAAAAGAUGGAUGACAAUCUUCGCCAAAGCCCUCAGCUUCCUCCUCGGAAACUGCCAACACUCAAAUUGACUCCAGCUGAAGAAGAAAGUAAUUCCUUACAACGGCUCUCACCCUGACAGUGGUCAUGCUUUGUCAUCAAAGUCAUGAUUGUUUUGGUAAUCUCUUAUACCCACUGUGUGAAGGCAAAAGGGAAAUACCAUUGCUAGGUAUAAGGAAGACUCUAAAACAGAGGGAACUUUCUAUGACAUCUAUACAUAUUUUUUAAUUAGGAGGCUUGUAUUCUAGCUUGGCAGUGCAUUUUAAAUAAAGGUGAAUGCUUAAUGAACUUUGUGGGGGAAGGGGAAACACAUUGUACUGUAUAUAAAAAAAAAAAAAAAAAAAAAAAACCCUGCCUUAAUCUUGGCAGAUUUUUGCUUUUGGUUCACAUGUUGCUGACCAAAAACUACAAUUCUGUUCUGAAUGUGCAUUCUUAAUUUAUUCAAGUUAACUUAUUCAAUUUAUUAACUUAUUUACUUCUUAGAUCUGUCUGAGUACAUAAUAUGUGGCUCUUUGAGACUUUUUUCUUUAGUUUAGAAAUCUGAUGCCUAUUUUAGGAAGUAGGAAAAAUAUAAAUUACUUUAACAGAAAAGCCUGUAUUUAACUUUAAAAAGCAAUGAGGAAUGUGCUUUUAAACUAUGCUCUCAUUAGUCUAAUCUUCUGAGGGUUUAGUACCACAUAUAUAAAUAUUAAAUGUGGUUAGAUAUGAUCUGAUGAUCUGCACUUCAAUAUAACAUUAGUAUUUGCUGCUGUGUUCAGUGUAGGUUAGCACGGGCUCUUUGAGUUUGCUGGGUGGAUAUAGCAGCUUUAGACCUAUUUAUUUCUAGCACAUCUUUAAUCAUUCCUGUAUUGAGUCCAGGAGAACUGAAUACAUUGGUCAUUGUUUUAUGUUAGACUGUGAAAUCCUAGUGAAAUUUGCCCAAUUGUCAGACACUACUCAGGAGGAGCCCAUAGCCCAGGUAAUAGAAAUACCCACUGUGCAUCUGGUCCGAAUUCUCCAUUCUUAACUCAGACCAGUAUUCUUUCAUAAGAAGCAUAUCAUGUAGUCACAAACUUUCUGACAACCAAUUAUUUUCUGUAUAUUUUAAAUAUAGUUGAAGGAUCCAAAGGAAUAAUCAGAAAUAGCAGCUUUUUAAGACCAUUUUCUAUUUAUUAGUUGCUGAACUGUUCCAGGAUUUGUUGUGUGGUAAUUUUACUUAUAACAGAAAUUUGCUUAUUUUAGUGGUUGAGGUGCUUCUGUUGUCCUAAAACCACUUCUGGGGUUUUAAAUUAUAGGACCAUGUAUUUGAUUAGUGUCUUAAAAGAUUACUAUGGUGCUCAGUGAAUCUUAUCAAGUCCUGAAGAAACCCAUAUGUUAAGAAAAUGAACUUUGUUGUCCAGAGACUCGGCUAAUUUGAGUUGAGUAGAACUCAGCUGCGUUUGACCGACAUCCUUCCCAAUUCAUUUUGUCUUUAGCUAUUUAUACAGGAGUCUUUAAGUCAUUGUAAACAUUUUUUUUCUUUAAAGUUGUAACUAAAUGAGAAACAAGGUAAUCUUCCAAAUUAUGUUGAUCUGUUUGGAUGCAUUUAGGGAAAAUACCUAAUGAUUUUCACAUUACUUCUACAGCAGAGGUGUGUGUGUCUUCAAAGGGAGGUUAUUAGACUCUAGCAAUCUGAAAUAUGUAUGAAUAUUUUAUAUGCAAUAUCAUGAUCAUGAGACUGUUGUUCUCUAGGAUUGAUGUAUAUUGAAAAAGAGUGGUUCAGCACAUUAAUCAGACAUCUGUUUAUGCUUUAGUCAGGGUUAGUCAUUUUCAAUUAUGAUUUAUAAUUAAGCCUUUCAAAAAGCAUUAGAAAUGGCUUACAAUUGUAAGACACAUGUAAAACAGGACAGUUAAAAUUAUUUUUUGAAAAAAUAAAAAAUUUGUAGAAAAAAGAACUGUUUUGGCACUAAUAGAUUGUAACAUUGAAUGGUAAAUUUAACUUCAAGUUUCUCCAUGGGUGAAGUCAAAAGUUAAUGCUGGGUUAAUAAGUUCUUCUUUCAAUAAGAUUACUAAUGUCCAUGUGGAAGAAAAAUGUGUUUAAACAUUUAUGAGAAUGUAGGCGAUCAUGUUCUUACAGUAUACAGACUUCAACCAAGAAGUGUACUGUAAUAUUUUAUGUGUUUAAAUUUUCAUCAAAGUGGUCAUUUUAGUAUAAUAAGUAGUUGUCCUUUUUAGUAGAGAGGAUGACUGUAAAUAUGAUUUAUUUGCUGUUUGGUCAUCCCUGCUUUGAACUGCCUGUGGCCUUAUAUAAUCUAUUAUGCUUCCAGACUAUUACCUUUCCUAACAGGCAAAAUAUGAUUUAAUAAUUAAGAAUUUAUAUGUUGGGUUAUUUAAUUUAGCUAGCUUUCUAUAAGCAAACAAGAUGAUAGAAAGCUAUAUCUGAGCAUAAUAUACUUUAGGGGCCAGACAAACAUGGGAAACUCUUGGAACAAUUUUUUAGCAUGGACAGAGAGCCUUCCUGUUCAGGAUAUAUUUUGAAUAAAGUAUAAGUUUUCUGGGAAAAAUGGUGAGCCACUGUAUUUUGGAGGUGAUGGUGGAGGAUAAUAUGAUAAAAGGGAAUAUGCUUAUGUUUAAUUUUGGUAGUAACGCAGGAUUAGAAAAAGUGGUUAGAUAAUUCCCAGAAGUUGAUGACCCUCGAUCAAAAAACUUCAUAGUCCAUCCGUAACAUGGAUUACUUAAACAACACCAAAGAAACUGCAAAGGACAUUAAAGAUAAUCAUUUCUCCAAAAAUAUUUUUAAACUUCACAAAAGGUUGGCAUUAACAAAUCAAAUUUCAAUAUAGAUAUGCUUGCAUUAUUUUUUGAGUACUAGAAGAUUAGAGAUUUUACAAAAGCAAGCAUUUUUAAUUCCAUUUGUAAUUUCUGUCUACUUCAUAUUUGGGAUACAUGAAGAAACAGGAAGGCUUAUUUCAAUAAGAGAUAAAUUAAAAUUUUUGGAAGUCUGUAAAAUGGGAAAAACUUAAAAGAGGCAGAAACUGGUCACAGUGAUGUUAUCUUAGAAAAUAAAUUUGUUCAGUUAGUUUCAUGUGAUGAAUUUGAUAUUUGAAUUUGGAAGUUUCCUUAGAGCUUCCUCCAAAAAUAUGCAUUUAUUAGGUCUGUUAGAUUUUGGGGGGCCUAAUUUCCUAAGCUAUCAGUAAUCUUAACCCUUUUAAAGCCAAAAUAAAAUUGCUUAAAAAUAGACAGGAAGUUAAGUGAUAGGACAUGGACUAUCUCUGUUCUAUUUUUGCAACAUCUUCUAAGUCUAUUAUUAUUUCAGAAUUUUUUUAAAGUAGGUUCAGUAUAGUAAAUUCAUCACUAUUUACAUAAACUGUGAUUUAAAAUUCUGUGCUCCAAACGUAGUAUUUAGUUCCAGAUGAAUAACUACAUGAUAAAAAUUAAGAAAAAUUUUUAUUUCAUUCUUGGACUUAAGGAAGAAAACUCAGGUUUGUAACAAAUGCUUUUCAAAAGAUCUACUUUGCCUUACCAAAAGAGAAAAAAACAAUGACCUAAAACCAAGAAAUCCUUUUCCCUGUGCUAUCAAAAAUUCUAUGACUUUAUGUUUCUAAUUAUAUGUAUUUUUUUCUUGUGGUACCUCUGUUUGCAUUUGAGGAUAAAACAUUUUGAAGAGUUCUUUAGUCUCUUCAUGUGGAAGUUCUUUGUUUUCUAUUUGUUGUCCAGACACACAGCUUGCAAGAUGUGCACUUAAGACCACCUUACAUGAAGGAGUGACAGGUCUGUGUGCUUUUUGUUUUAAGGUCAAAGGGAGUUAGCAAUUGACUUUUUCUUGGUUUGGUUAUUUUUAUAAUUGAAAACCUGAGCAGGCAACAGAGAAAAUUUGGGAUGUGGUAAGAAUUUUUAUUUUUUGUCUUUAAAAAAAUUGGCUAUUGUUAAGCUCUGUGGAAUUCAUAUUUACUUUUUAAUAUGUCCAUAUUUGUUAAACAUAUUUUUAGAAAAACUUGUCCUUACAUGAAAUCAAAGAUAAAUAAAUAAUUCUGAAUAUUCUCAAAGUUUUAAUUGAGGUUUCAUUAGUUCUUCAAAAUGCUAAUUUUCACAGAGAUGUAGGUUUUUUGAUUUUGUUUUCAUUUUGUUUUUGUUUUAGAUUUUUGGUUUUAAGGAUUUCUGGUGUUAUUUCAUUGAAUAGGUUAUUCAUUCCUUUGGUUUGUAUUUCUGUGC